Messenger RNA from Cordyceps fumosorosea ARSEF 2679, 1620 nucleotides. RefSeq names its product Membrane bound O-acyl transferase, MBOAT. Gene Ontology annotation, cellular component: endoplasmic reticulum membrane. The transcript has 3 exons. Bases 1 to 1620 code for a protein of 539 amino acids. Gene Ontology annotation, biological process: triglyceride biosynthetic process. The record is from RefSeq and is a predicted model, not a curated record. Lineage: Eukaryota; Fungi; Ascomycota; Sordariomycetes; Hypocreales; Cordycipitaceae. Gene Ontology annotation, molecular function: diacylglycerol O-acyltransferase activity.
AUGUCCGACGCCACGACGACCGGCGUGGCAACCUCGCCGCCCGUUGUGUUGACAAAGAAGCGCCGAUCGACAAGCAACGCUGCGUCCAAGAAAACGCGGCAGCAAUCCGACGAGCAGCAGGAGCAGCAGCAGAAGCAAAGGGAGCCGUCGCGCAGACAGCCGCCUAAGUAUCGCCACGUCGAGGCCACUCACUCCCUCGUCCGCCCGUCCUGCCUGAGCCAUGACUCCACGGCAUCCCCCAGCUUCCUGGGUUUCCGCAACCUCAUGGUCAUUGUUCUCGGUAGGUUUGAGAUCGACAACCUCGCUGCUGCUCACGUUGUGCAUUUGGUUGGCAAUGUGCGAUUGAUGAUUGAAAAUAUUCAAAAGUAUGGCGUCCUCAUCUGCCUCAAAUGCCACGACUUUCGCCGCCACGAUGUCCUCGUCGGCCUUGGCCUCUUCUGCCUCAUCCCCUGCCACCUGCUCAUCGCCUACCUCAUCGAGCUCGCCGCCGCACGACAAGCUAUCCGAUCCCGCCGCCGUACCCUUGGCGGCAGCACCACGACAAACAACACCACCGCUACCGCUACCGGCCCGUCGGACCGUGACCGUCGCAAGUUCCACAACAUCUGGAUCGUCGUCGCCUGGGCGCACAUGAUCAACAUCACCCUCGCCCUCGCCCUCACCACCUUCGUCGUCUACUUCUACGUGCACCACCCGUUCGUCGGCACCGUCGCCGAGACGCACGCCCUCAUCGUCUGGCUCAAGACGACCUCGUACGCCUUCACCAACCGCGACCUGCGCCACGCCUACCUGCACCCGGUGCAGGGCGAGUCGGUGCCGGAGCUGUACAAGGCGUGUCCGUACCCGGAGAACAUCACCGUCAGCAACAUGUCGUACUUUUGGUGGGCGCCGACGCUCGUCUACCAGCCCGUGUACCCGCGCACCGACCGCGUUCGUUGGGUCUUCGUCGCCAAACGCCUCGGCGAGGUCUUUUGCCUGUCCGUCUUCAUCUGGGUCGCGAGCGCGCAGUACGCGGCGCCGCUGCUGCGCAACUCGCUCGACAAGAUUGCCUCGCUCGACCUCUUUAGCAUCCUCGAGCGCCUGCUGAAGCUGUCCACCAUCUCGCUCGUCAUCUGGCUCGCGGGCUUCUUCGCCAUCUUCCAGUCGUUCCUCAACGCGCUCGCCGAGGUCACCCGCUUCGGCGACCGCUUCUUCUACGACGACUGGUGGAACAGCGAGAGCCUCGGCGCCUACUGGCGCACCUGGAACCGCCCCGUCUACACCUACUUCAAGCGCCACGUCUACAUGCCCCUGCUCGGCCGCGGCUGGAAGCCGUCGACCGCCAGCCUCGCCGUCUUCUUCGUCUCCGCCGUCCUGCACGAGGUCCUCGUCGGCGUCCCCACGCACAACAUCAUCGGCGUCGCCUUCCUCGGCAUGUUCCUGCAGCUGCCCCUGAUAGCGCUCACCGCUCCACUAGAGAAGAUGAAGAUGGGCAACGGCGGCAAGGUCCUCGGCAACGCCAUCUUCUGGGUCUCCUUCACCAUCUUUGGCCAGCCCUUUGCCGCGCUCAUGUACUUUUACGCCUGGCAGGCCAAGUACGGGAGCGUCAGCCGCCAGCCCAUGCCUUCGGGGACAAGGUAG